Parastagonospora nodorum SN15 is the source of this 1155-nucleotide messenger RNA. RefSeq lists its product as hypothetical. The transcript is spliced from 2 exons. Lineage: Eukaryota; Fungi; Ascomycota; Dothideomycetes; Pleosporales; Phaeosphaeriaceae. The coding region runs from base 1 to 1155 and encodes 384 amino acids. The record is from RefSeq and is a predicted model, not a curated record.
AUGGCUUCAAUUACGCGCCAGCCCUUCGGCGAGCUUGGCGACUCUCGUCUCCAGAUGCUUCAGAGCGCGAAGAACAAGCAGAAUGCCAUCUCUGCCAACUUCGAUUCGCCCAUGAAGCCAACUCCAACCGCAUCCACCGGCAAGCGCCAGCGUGCACCCGAGAUCUUCGAAGAUGUCGACUCUGAGAACAUUGACCCAUCCGUCUUCGCUUCACCAACCAAGAAGUCCAAGACCAGCUCCUCCCUCGACUUCGGCUUCAUCAAGCCCUCCAAAUUCAAUCUCGUUUCAUCGCCGCAGAAGAGUGCCUCGCUCAACGCCACCCCCUCAGCCAUGUCCACCCGCAAGAUCCUCACGCCCUCAAGCACAAAAUCAACACCCAUCAACAAAAGCCGCGGAUCCCCCAAGAACAACCGCAUCAGCGCCAUCACCAAGCGCCGCGCCUCGUCCUCCCCAUUCCGCCGCGUCGACCCCCCCUCCUUCAACCAAAGCAGCCCUUCGCUGCCCUUCAGCAUCGAUGCCGCCCUAUCCGGCACCAUCUCAAGCUACACUCCCAAGGCCAGCGUCGCCGCUACCCCCGUCACCGCGCCACCUGCCCCUGUCGUCUCCUCGCUCGAAGAGUCUAUGCCUAAAGGAUGGUUCUUCGAGAUCCACGAGGACACCCCCGAGCAAGAAGCCGCCAACUUGAUGGAGCACUCCGCGUCUGUCCUUGACAUCUCGUCCGACGAUGAUGUUGCUACUAAGCAGCGCAAUGAGGAGCAAGAGCGCGGCAAGGAGAACAUUCCUCCUCCGGACUUCCUCUUGUCUCAGCCUCGCGUACACUCUGCCACCGAGUCGGAAGUUGAGGUAGAGCUCAAGAUCGAAGAGCCAGUCAAGCGCCCUCGCCUUCGCAAGAUUGUUCAGGAUGCAAUGGAUGAGGAUCGUCGCCCGCUUGGUGAUCUGGCUCCGUCGGAGUUUUAUGGCGAGGGAUGCGAUGCUAGCUCCUACGUCACUGUGGAUGCGGGCAUUGAGAAGCCGUCGAGUUUGUCGAAGGAGUUUGACUUCAGUUGCCUGUCUCCUGAGAAGGAGACAGUUGAGGCCGUCGAGGAGGUUGUCGCCGAUGCUGUUGACGAGAACGCUGCUCCUGUCGAGCAGGCCGUCGCUGAUGUUGCUGCAUAA